This is a messenger RNA of Lineus longissimus, 4723 nucleotides long. RefSeq names its product flotillin-1-like. Gene Ontology annotation, biological process: regulation of receptor internalization; positive regulation of cell-cell adhesion mediated by cadherin; positive regulation of cell junction assembly. Lineage: Eukaryota; Metazoa; Nemertea; Pilidiophora; Heteronemertea; Lineidae. Gene Ontology annotation, cellular component: flotillin complex; plasma membrane; cytoplasmic vesicle. Bases 77 to 1366 code for a protein of 429 amino acids. The record is from RefSeq and is a predicted model, not a curated record. The transcript has 11 exons.
AUGUGUAUUGCAUCGGCCAUCUUUUACAUUGGCAGGAUAUUAUUUCUUGGGUUGGGCCUAAUUUUCGACCGCAAAGAUGGUGUUUUUCGAAACCUGUGGCCCUAAUGAAGCCAUGGUUGUGUCGGGUUGUUGUCACAAUAAGCCGUUACUUGUGCCUGGUGGACGAGUGUUUGUCUGGCCUGGAAUACAGAAACUACAGAGGAUAGAACUGAACACCAUGACUUUGACAAUUGAAAGUUUUCAUGUGACUACACAACUUGGUGUCCCCAUUUCUGUUAUUGGGGUCGCUCAGGUGAAGAUUCAGGGUCAGAACCAAGAGAUGUUAGCGACAGCCUGCCAGCAGUUCCUUGGCAAGUCUGAGGGUGAGAUCAGGAAGAUCGCCCAAGAGACACUCGAGGGUCACCAGAGGGCUAUCAUGGGGAACAUGACUGUAGAGGAAAUCUACAAAGACAGGAAGAAAUUCUCCAAGGCGGUGUUCGAAGUCGCUUCCUCCGACUUGGUGAACAUGGGCAUCAGCGUAGUCAGUUACACGCUGAAGGACAUCCGUGACGACGAAGGUUACCUCAAGUCCCUCGGUAUGGCCCGUACAGCCCAGGUGAAGAGGGAUGCCAGGAUUGGUGAGGCGGAGGCGAGGAGGGAUGCUGGAAUCAAGGAAGCAAUUGCAGAAGAGCAGCGCAUGGCCUCUAGAUUCUCCAACGAUAUCCAGAUCGCAAAGGCCCAGAGAGACUUUGAACUGAAGAAGGCAGCUUACGACAUGGAAGUACAGACAGAGAAGGCAAAGUCUGAGCUUUCUUAUGAUUUACAGGCCGCCAAGACCAAACAGAAGAUCAAAGAGGAACAGAUGCAGAUUAAGGUCGUCGAGCGUUCGCAACAAAUUCUGGUCCAGGAGCAGGAGAUCACACGAAAGGAUCGUGAAUUAGACGCCAUGAUCAAGAAACCAGCCGAGGCUGAAAAAUACAAGCUGGAAAAAUUGGCUGAGGCCGACAGGAAUCGUAUCAUUCUAGAGGCGGAGGCAGAUGCUGAAGCUGUCAAGGUGAAGGGAGAUGCAGAGGCGUUUGCCAUCACACAGAAAGCCAAGGCUGAAGCUGAACAGAUGGCCAAGAAGGCUGAUGCCUGGAAGGACUACCAGGACGCUGCCAUGGUCGACAUGAUUCUGGAAACCCUACCCAAGAUUGCCGCAGAAGUUUCUGCGCCAUUGGCCGAGUGCAAGAAGGUGACCAUGGUAUCCAACGGUAGCGGCUCAGUUGGAGCAUCCAAGCUUACUGGUGAAGUGAUGGACAUUAUUGAGAGGAUGCCUAAAGUUGUUCAGGCCAUGACCGGCGUGGAUAUUUCCAAGAGUAUGAAGACAGCCAUGCGCCGUUCAUGAAGAGAUCGUAACCGGUAGAUGAGCUUUCGAUGCAACGCAACCAAUAGACAAAUCACUUAGUUGGCUAUCCGACUUGUUAUCAUGGAAACUGGACUUCCUGGUUACCAUUAUCUUAAUUGUAAACAACUGUCAUAUAACCAAAGGUAUAUUAAUGUUCCCUUAGCUUAAGGUUCCUUGAAUUGUACACAUUUUUGUUAAUGAAAUAUAUUAAAGAUAUGUUUGAAAAAGUCCAAAAAAUUGAAAAUUGAAAAAUUACUCAGGCAAUGAUGGAAAGUAGUUGUAGUUUAAGGAACCUUAAAAGUUUUGAAAUAGUGAUUUUGAUAUAAAUCCAAAAUCAUAAUCCCAAGAUUCCGGGGUAUUCCGUGAAUCAUGAUAUUUUCUCAUCUUGAAAUGUGUGACUGCAUGUAUUUGUGUAAAAGAAUGAAAUUUGGUGUAUUUGAUGUAAAAUGAUGUAUUGAAUUGGUCAGAAAUUUGUCAGCAUCUUGCCCAGAAACACACUUUAUAAAGAUAUUGUUUUAAAAACCAUGUUACAGGUACAUGUACCGAUCAAUCUUUCGCCAGAAGAGGGAUUUGGCAAUGAUUACAAUGACAGAUGUGGGGAGCAAGUAUGAUUUUCUGAUCCGAGAACUCUGUCUGAAACCCCUUUACUGUACCACAUGUUUUAAAGGAGAAAAGAAAAAUGCCUCUUCCGGGGAUGGUUUUAAAACAUGCAAAUCAAUUCUGUGCAAAUGAUUGCUGGCUCAGAUUCUGACUCUAUCUCUUGAGCUAUAUGAUGAAUUCGGUUCAGAAAUGCCAUAAAUCUGUUGCAGAUCUGAGAUGCAUUUUGAGUCUAGAAUUCUAUUAACAUAGAAGUGCAUCAGAAAUAAUGUGAUAUUUCAGAUGUGGUGUUCAUUGCAUUUUGCUGGACCCAACUCUUCAUAUGGACCUACAAUAAAAGAAUCUUUGUAAAUAGAAUAUAGAAUCAAUGGUUAGUGUGUUCAAAUUGUCAGCAUUUUUUCAUGUGAUACCUCCGUAAUAACCCUAGAAUAUCCCAGUUUGUCUAUUUGUUGCAGUCUUAGCUCAAACCUAGUCAUCCCUUGGCAGCCAGAAUGGAAUAUCCAACUUUGAGUGUUACUGUAUUAACGGACGAGUUCAUUAUGGCUGCAAUUGGGUGUGCUUGCCUAAUGCAAUAUAGCGUAAUGUAAAUAAUGCCUUGUCUGUCGACUGAUGCAGCAACAUUAUCAGUUAUAGUAUUCAUUUUCAUUCCUGCACACUUUCCUGAGAAUUCGCCUGUUGCUAGAUCAUCAAACAUGACAGUGAAGUGGCUGAACUUCGUCAACUUGUGGGAUCAGACACUGUUAAAAAUGAUGUCAUGCUGCAGUUUCUGUGGCAUGACGUCAUUUUCAACAGUGUCUGAGCCCAUCACUUGGUGAAGUUCGACCAUUCCAUCGCUUGGUACACUGAUCUGGAAAGAGGGGAAUAACAUGCUGUUCAAAAUCAAAAGACCUUCAUAUGGUGUUUAUGGCUUUUCCCACAGAAUAAUUGGAUUCAGGGCUAGGGAAAAAUUUGUCCUUCAUUUCCUUCAAGUUCCUUAGGGAAAAAUACAUAAACAUGUCAUGCGUGUCUGUUAACCUGUUUUCAAAUGAAGAGAUUUGUGGCAUAGGCUUACUUAAAUACUUAGAAAAUGAUCCCCAGUUUACUAAACUCAUCCUUUGUUGCCGGACAUUUCUAGUUUUGUUAAUGAGUGAAGGACAUAAUUGACUGAUUCUUUGCUUGUUUCUGACUUGUUGCACAUCGUACGGGGAAGUAAGAUGUACUUUCUUGAUUUGUAUUUUAAGAUAUUUUAUAUGAUUUAUAUUUAUUAUCAUUGUUUGUACUUUCUCUUUAGUUAUGAGUUGGAAGGAGAGCUCACUUAGGUGUGAUCUCAAAUUGACAACUGGUACUGUGCAUUUUGAUCGUCUGUUGGGGUGAAAUGUACAGGUGACUUGGUGUCAGCUUGAGGUGAAAAUGUGCCCCAGUUAUGAGGUAUCAAUCUUUGAUAUUCUUUAUGGUUCGAGGGCUGCAGAAUUUUACUCAAUUCAGAACAACCAACACCUGCUAAAGAAUUUAGAGGGAAAAAGCACAACAUUUCUCAAACUGGUUCAAAAAUCGCUUUGUUACGCUUCCAGACUAGUCUCAUUUAAACUGUUCAUGAUAACUUGCAAAGUUUUACCUGUGCAUUCAUAUGCAGUGAUCUGUAUUAAAUGCACAUAUCACUCUGAUCAAGUUAUGUUGAAAUGUACAUCUGCAGCGCUUGCUUUUGUAAAAUUGUGGUGUCAACUUUAUAUCAUUCAAUGUAUGAAUAUAACUUUCAUGUCACCCAAAGUUUACUUGAGUUUCAUGUACAUCCAAUGCAGUAAACUGUACACAAAUAUACAUGUGCUUCAAGUAAAAUGUAGUGGAAAUGUACUCAUUGGUGAAGGAUACUAUAUUUGUAUAUUUUUAUGACCACAUUUAUCAUGAUUUCUAUUUAAGAUUGAAUUUUAUAUUCUGUGAAUGGUUCUAAUGUCGUGGAAUGAUUUCGUCGUCAUACAUGUACAUGUAGGUCAAACAUAAAGUGUGAAAUGUACUGCAUGCGGAAGAAAUGUGCGAGUCGACCAUGAUUCUGUUGAUAGCAUGGGUUUUACUUAAGCGCAGAUGUUAUGAAUUCAAAAUUUACAUUUUGAAAAUGAAAGUAUUUGAAAUGCCUUCCACGGAAGCUGUAUGCUCCCUGUAUGUCACAGAUUUUGGCCUCCUUCCCAUUGUAAUGUCUCUGUCCUCGCCGCUGUAUAGGCUAAGUAAACAAAUAUGGAAUGCAAUACAGGUGUGUAAAUGUUAAGAGUUCGAAGCCAGUGUCUAAGUUUCUCUGCUCUAUUAGCUGGAUCCCAGGGAAUCGGUCAUCAUACAUGUACAUAUGUACUUAGCAUGUAUGUGUAUGUUAAAGGGCCUUGGGGUGAGGUUAAUACAGGAGAAUAACCUGUGACACAGUGUGUACAUGUACAUAUAUUUCAGUUACACCCUUUCUAGACUGAGGGACAAGAACAAAGUUGGAUUUAGGCGAACACUUCUGCCUGGUUGGUGAUGUUGAAACCAAAUUAGACCAGAGAAGGUCAAGUAAAUACAUCAUGAGACUGCAGCAUGUGGCCUGAUGAAUUUGUCAGGGAUGGAUGAUCAAGAUCCGUUCUCUUGGCUUCUGACAUUUUCAUGACCCUCAAUAUAGUAAACUAUCAGAAAACACUUCCUAAAAAAUUCUAUGAAGACACAGAGAAUCUUCAACGAUGUAAAUUGUGUAUUGGUGUAUGUUAGGUUGUCUUUCAACUUCUAGACGUAUAUUAGAGAAAAUAAAAGAAAUCUCCUUCA